AUGGAGGUCGCCUGGAACAUCAUCUCCUUCCAGAACUUAGAUAAGAAGGCAAAGAAGCGGAUCUCCGAUGAGAUUCAGAUGCUGAAAAACCUGAAGCACCCCAAGAUCAUUGCCUUCAUCAAUGCCUGGACGAACAAGGAGCAAGAGAAGGUCUGCUUCAUCACCGAGCGCGUCACGGGAGGCUCGCUCCUGCAGUACAUCAAGCGCAUCAACGCCCCGCUGAAGCUCAAGGUGAUCCGCAACUGGUGCCGGCAGAUCUUGGAAGGCUUGAACUACCUCCACACGCGUCCAGACCCCAUCAUUCACAGGGACCUCAAGUGCGACAACAUCUUCAUCAACGGCAACCGCGGGGACAUCGUGAUCGGAGACCUUGGCUUGUCCACGACUUUGCGUGAGUCCUGCGCAGUAGCCCGGUCGAUCGUCGGGACGGUGGACUUCAUCGCCCCGGAGAUUUACGAUGAGAACUACGGCACGUCCGUUGACAUCUACGCCUUCGGAAUGGUCCUCCUGGAGCGUCGCUUAAGCGCCUGA
Symbiodinium natans is the source of this 531-nucleotide messenger RNA. The record is from the annotation of a GenBank genome assembly. NCBI's taxonomy places the organism in Eukaryota, Dinophyceae, Suessiales, Symbiodiniaceae.